Messenger RNA from Macrosiphum euphorbiae (potato aphid), 1101 nucleotides. The record is from the annotation of a GenBank genome assembly. NCBI's taxonomy places the organism in Eukaryota, Metazoa, Arthropoda, Insecta, Hemiptera, Aphididae.
AUGUGGCAAAGUUUAGCUGAUAAUGUCACUCAGCCUAUAGCAGUCUUCGCAUCAAAAGGACCAGUUAAAGGCGUUGAAUUGGCUCAGUUAGUCUUGAGGGCUAUCUUAUUACUGGAAGACGCUGGACUACAAGUACUAGGUUUGACAUGUGACGGAGCUUCAACAAAUAAAACCAUGUGUAAGACAUUCGGUAUAAGUGGGAUUCAAUCAGAAUUCAAUAAUUCUUUUGAUAAUCCUUUUGACGAGAGUCGUAAAGUCUUCGUGUUUUUUGAUGCUCCUCACAUUAUCAAAAACAUCAGAAACCGACUGGUACAGAAUAAACAGUUAAAAGACUCAUUAGAAAAAUUUUUUGGAAUUAUUAGACAAGCUUCAGGUCCCAAUGAUCAUCCAUCCACUCCGACAUUCAUUCAACUCUAUAGACUUCUCUCAGUAUACUCUUUGGUAAAGCCACCCAAAACUGGAAAUUGUUCAUUAUCUGGAGAUUCUGAUUACAUACCAUAUAUAAGUAUUGGUGACUUAAAAGAUGCAAUGAAAGAAAACUCCACACAAAUUAGAGAUGCUAAAAUUUUAACACUUAGACAUCAUAUUGACCAAGUGAUUGAAGAAGGACUUUGGGAUGUUGAUGACAUUUUUAGGAAUAACGAUUUUGCUGAUGCCGAAACAUUUGAAUGUGUCGUUUAUUAUGUAGCAGGAUAUUUAGCAAAAUGUGUGAGCAAGAAAACGAGUUGUAGUGCAUGUUUAUCUGGAAUAAAAAACACUGACAACCAUUCCAAUACACAGGCUGCAAAGCUUCUUAACCUAAAGUCUCGUGGUUACUUAACACAUCCUGAUAGCAAUUUUUUCAUGCUUCUAAAACAAAUUGAGAAGUGUUUUGUUAAACACAAAGACAGCCAAAAUGUAUUUGACGACACAGUAGAUGAAUUUUUUAAUAAUAAUUACCUUGUUCCUUUUCCGUGUGCAAUCCACAAAGAAGAUAUGGUUGAAUUUAUAUUUACAUCAUAUAUUGCAAUGAGAAUGAGACAAUACGCAUACAUGACUAAUCACGAAACAAAAAGUACUAACAAAGUUAAAAAAAAAAUAGCCAAAUUGGUAUCAAAAUAG